AUGACCUCCACCAGCGCCGGCUGGGCACAGCUGCGGCAGCAAGCUCGAUCCCUCGAGACUCAGACAGAGCAGCUUUUCCAUACAUAUGCGCAAUUCAGCUCUCUCGCUAAACCACCGCAAUCUCCCACGGAAGAGGAGCUAAGGCUUGAGUCGCAGUUGAAGGACCUCCUCGAACGGCGCGAAGCACUCAUCUCCCAACUGUCCCGUCUCCUUGACUCCGAAGCUACCUUGACCUCGUCCGCCCUGAAACAGAACAAUCUCGCUCGGCAUCGUGAAAUCCUGGCCGAUCACCGCCGAGAGCUCAAUCGGUUGACGUCCGCUAUCGCUGAAGCUCGCGAUCGUGCAAACCUACUCUCCAAUGUCCGCUCCGAUAUUGAUGCAUAUCGUGCGAGUAAUCCUGGCGCCGAAGAGGCCGACUACAUGCUCGAGGAACGCGCGCGAGUCGAGAACAGCCACAACAUGAUUGAUGGCGUGUUGAGCCAGGCAUACGCUAUCAACGAGAACUUUGGUAUACAGCGCGAGACACUUGCAAGCAUCAACCGGCGCAUCGUGGGCGCUGCGAGCAAAGUGCCCGGAAUGAACUAUUUGAUCGGGAAAAUUGGCACCAAAAAACGGCGAGACGCCAUCAUCCUGGGCUGCUUUAUCGGCUUUUGUUUCCUCAUGCUGCUCUACUUCAGGUGA
Molecule: messenger RNA, 681 nt
Organism: Penicillium oxalicum
Lineage: Eukaryota; Fungi; Ascomycota; Eurotiomycetes; Eurotiales; Aspergillaceae
Product: putative vesicle transport v-SNARE protein Gos1
Exons: 3
Coding region: 1-681 (226 amino acids)
Biological process (GO): endoplasmic reticulum to Golgi vesicle-mediated transport; vesicle fusion
Cellular component (GO): SNARE complex; cis-Golgi network; Golgi membrane
Molecular function (GO): SNAP receptor activity
Source: RefSeq, a predicted model, not a curated record